ACAGGCCUUCUCUCCUCAUCUUCAGUCCAAUUGUCACUUAUCUUGAUAUUUCUUUCUUUUGUUUCUCUCACGGGUCGCUUGCUUCUCUUAUCGUCUUAUCUUUUGGGUUCUGCUGCAUCGCCAAAGUCUCUCGCAGACUUGCCAUUGACACCAUGGGUCGCUUCGCUCUCCUUUCCCUCGCUCUCUUCUCGCUACAGACGCUCUUCCAGGGAUGCCUCGCAGCCGAAACUUCCGCCGAUGAAGCUGCCCCUGCGCCAUCUCUAGCUGUCUCCGUGCAAGCAUCAUUCCCUUCAUCGGAGAUCUUUGGCAUCAAGCUUGUCAAUGGGCAGCCUACACAGGCCUUGCUAGCUUUCACCAACGAAGAAGACGUUCCCAUCACCGUCAACUUUGUGGGAGGAAGCCUUGCGACUCUGGAUGAGCCUUCCCGAAACGUUCGCAAUCUUUCUGCGACGAACUAUGGGGUCCAGAUCCCAGCGGGAGAAACCCAGACCCUGCCCUACAGUCUCACGACUGAAAUGCACCCUCAGGACCUCCGAUUGAACUUGAUCUCUGUUGUCAGCAAGAACGUCACCCAGUUCUUCACCAUCCAGGCUUUCAAUGGAACUGUCAGCGUCGUUGAGCCAGAGACUAGCAUUUUUGACCCUCAGAUCAUCUUCCUCUAUUUCUUCAUCCUCGCCUUCUUCGUGGGUAUCUUCUACUUCUUCUACACCGUUUGGAUUGCCCCCUACUUUCCUCAAAAGCGACGUGGCCGUGAGUCCAAGAAGGCUAUCGUCAAGAAGACAGACCUGGAUGUCCCUUCUCCUGAUGCUGCCGCUGUGCCCACCACUGCCUACAAUUCCGAUUGGAUCCCUGCCCACCACAUCCAGAAGCCUGAGGCUCGUAAGGUCAAAGGCGCACGAUCCAAGUCCCGUGCUUAGAGCACCAAUAUUUCGGUUCAAUUGCAGUAGCGUCUACAGCUUGACUGCUGUGGUAUUAUUGAACUGUUCCUGCCGAUGUGCUACAUACGCUCUUCACGAGACCCAGGAUCGUGUUGAUGGUUCGCUGGAAAUGCGACGACACGAGAUAGGGAAUAUGAAGGGCCCAAUUACUUUCAGAAGUGUUGUAUUAUACAAUUCAAACCUUCGUGGCAAUUUUAUGUUGCCUUCUAUCUGACUGGACAUAUCGUUCGGUCGAAAUAUAGAAAAAUGUGAAUUUAUACGUACGAUGAGUCACACAUGCCCACAAGCCUAUAAUUUUUUCCAUUCUUCAUAUUCUUCCUCGAGAUGCUGCUUGAGUUGCUGGAAUUUAUUCCCAAAGUUUCGAGAACAUCGCCAACAUAGAAAAUCGCGAUUCAAGUAGCCUUCCCUAGUUGGAUGACGCCGCACGUCAUCUGCAGCCAGCGGGAAGUCCUUGAUAUCAAUAAAGAACGGGGUUGAAAAGCUAUUGUAAUGUUUACGGUGUUUUAGCCGGUCACUGUGUCGAUCCACGGACAUGACAUGGAUAUGCAAAUGAUUCAUGGAUGGGUGCGCGUGAAUCCCCGUCAUUAUCUCUUUCUCCCAAUCUCGUCCGGGAGGUAAUUCGUCAGGCGGUGGAUCUUGUUCCAUAGCCUCUCGACGCGCCUUUUCCUGCAACGAGUAUUUUCCGUAUCUUCGUCGUAAUUCCUGAGCUGCUAAUGUACGUAGCUUUUU
This is a messenger RNA of Talaromyces stipitatus ATCC 10500, 1667 nucleotides long. RefSeq names its product translocon-associated protein, alpha subunit, putative. The record is from RefSeq and is a predicted model, not a curated record. The transcript has 3 exons. NCBI's taxonomy places the organism in Eukaryota, Fungi, Ascomycota, Eurotiomycetes, Eurotiales, Trichocomaceae. Bases 153 to 917 code for a protein of 254 amino acids. Gene Ontology annotation, cellular component: endoplasmic reticulum; endoplasmic reticulum membrane.